Messenger RNA from Argentina anserina (silverweed cinquefoil), 1021 nucleotides. RefSeq names its product flavonol synthase 1-like. The transcript is spliced from 2 exons. Bases 11 to 1021 code for a protein of 336 amino acids. NCBI's taxonomy places the organism in Eukaryota, Viridiplantae, Streptophyta, Magnoliopsida, Rosales, Rosaceae. The record is from RefSeq and is a predicted model, not a curated record.
UUGACAUACAAUGCAGGUAGAGAGAGUUCAGGCAUUGGCCUCCGGUGGGCUCAACGAGCUACCGGAAAAGUUCAUUCGCCCCUUCCAUGAGCAGCCAGUGAACAGCAAUGCCACAGAGGGAGUCGCAGUGCCGGUCAUUUCCCUAGCAAAGUCACACAUUGAUCUAGUGAAGGAAGUUGCCAAGGCAGCUGAGGAGUGGGGAUUCUUUCUCAUCACUGACCAUGGGAUACCGGCUUCUUUGAUAGAGGAGUUACAGAAGGUUGGCAAGGAGUUUUUUAUGUUGUCACAGGAGGAAAAAGAAGUGUAUGCAAAUGACCCUGCUAGUGGUAAAUUUGAAGGAUAUGGGACUAAGAUGACUAAGAACCAUGAUGAAAAGCUUGAGUGGAUUGACUAUCUCUUUCACUUCACCGCUCCUCCAUCUAAGGUUAACCAAGAUAUCUGGCCUAAAAAUCUUCCAUCAUACAGGGAAGUGAAUCAAGAGUACAAUAAGGAAAUGCUGAGAGUAACAGGCAAGCUAUUGGAGGUGCUUUCAGAGGGUCUAGGCCUGGAUAGGAAUGCAUUGAAAUCCCAUAUUGGAGAUGAAGAAGUGGAAGUGGAAAUGAAGAUAAAUAUGUACCCGCCAUGCCCACAACCCCAACUAGCCCUUGGCGUUGAGUCUCACACUGACAUGUCCGCCAUCACCUUACUAGUCUCCAACGAUGUUCCAGGCCUUCAGCUGUGGAAAGAUGACAACUGGGUUGCUGUGAAUUACUUGUCAAAUGCAGUGGUUAUUAACAUUGGUGAUCAGAUAGAGGUCUUGAGCAAUGGUAAGUACAAGAGUGUACUUCACAGGAGCUUGGUGAACAAGGAACGGUUUCGCAUAUCCUGGGCUGUGUUUGUUGCGCCGCCACAAGAGGCUGUGAUUGGGCCUCUGCCGGAGCUUGUGGAUGAGCAAAACCCUGCCAAAUACUCGACCAAGACAUAUGGUAAAUACCGAUUCUGCAAAAUCAACAAGAUACCACAGUUGGGAUUCACCAAUUAA